Molecule: messenger RNA, 1014 nt
Organism: Elephantulus edwardii (Cape elephant shrew)
Lineage: Eukaryota; Metazoa; Chordata; Mammalia; Macroscelidea; Macroscelididae
Product: olfactory receptor 10-like
Exons: 2
Coding region: 1-1014 (337 amino acids)
Biological process (GO): G protein-coupled receptor signaling pathway
Cellular component (GO): membrane
Molecular function (GO): G protein-coupled receptor activity; olfactory receptor activity
Source: RefSeq, a predicted model, not a curated record
AUGGCCUUCAUAAUCAGAAUAUUUAUCCAGAACAGGGAAGCCUCACUGGAAGCACAUUUCUCAUCUACGGGAACCGCAGGAAGACUCAAUACUAGUCUUGGAGAAGACUUCAUUUUGGUGGGCUUCUCAGAUUGGCCUAAACUGGAACUUCCCUUUUUUGUUUUUAUUUCAAUUUUCUACUUUCUAACUCUCUUUGGCAACACCACUAUCAUCAUUCUCACCCGCCUAGAUAUUAGGUUACACACACCCAUGUACUUUUUCCUCUGUCAUCUCUCCUUCCUGGACCUCUGCUACACCACCAGCACUGUGCCACAGCUUCUCAUCAACCUUCACGGAUCUGACCGGACCAUCACCUAUGGAGGCUGUGUGGCUCAGCUCUUCAUUGUUCUUGCCUUGGGCUCCAUUGAGUGUCUGCUCUUGGUGGUAAUGGCCUUUGACCGCUAUGCUGCUGUCUGCAGACCACUCCACUAUACAACCAUUAUGCACCCUCGUCUCUGCCAGACACUUGCUGCCAUCUCCUGGCUGGGAGGGUUCAUGAAUUCUCUGGUUCAGACUGGCCUCAUGAUGGCCAUGCCUCUCUGUGGCCUCCAUCAUUUGAAUCACUUCUUUUGUGAGAUGACUGUGUUCCUGAAGCUGGCUUGUGAGGACACACAAGGGACAGAAGUGAAGAUGUUUGUGGCCCGAGCCAUCAUUUUGCUGCUUCCUGUAUCAUUAAUUCUAGUUUCCUAUGCACACAUUACCCGAGCAGUGCUGAGGGUCAACUCAGUUGCUGGCCGCAGAAAGGCAUUUGGAACUUGUGGGUCCCACCUCGUAGUGGUUUCCCUUUUUUAUGGCUCAGCCAUCUAUACAUAUCUCCAACCUACAAGUACUUAUUCUCAAAGUGAAGGAAAAUUUGCUGCCCUUUUUUACACCAUAAUUACCCCCAUGCUAAAUCCUGUGAUUUAUACCUUGAGGAACAAAGAUGUGAAGGGGGCUCUAAGAAAGGUCUUAUGGAAAGGCAGAGACUUGAGGUAA